UUCCAUUUCAACAUAGUUCCAAUUUUGCAAUCAAUGUCCUUUCACGGCAAUCUCAAUUUCAAAAGCAAUUAAAAAAAGGGUUUUCGUUUUCCCCAGGAAAGGCUCCGAACUCCUGACCCGACCCAACAGCGACGUCAUAAAUAUAAUCAUCCUUAAAUAAACCAAACCAAAACAUACAUCUGUAUGUGUGUGUCUGUAACCGCAUUGCCAUUCCCAAAUCGGCGCCAUCUUCUUCUUCCUCCUCUUCCUCCUCUCCCAAUCUUUACGUGAAUGUUCUUAUCCCUCCUGUUCUUCAAUCCAACGCCAAAUAAUCGUCGAGAAUCGGUUUCAAUUGGGUCUUAAUCGUGUUCUCAUCAUCCCCGCAAACCCCAACAUCAAAGGUGGGGUGCACACAAUUCAGAUUCAAUAAUGAUCCACAAUCGGCUGCCGCCGACCCCGACAGCGACGAAGCACAAGGCCGACGACAAGCCGUUUCAAUUCAUCUCCAUCGUCGGGAAAUCCCUCAUCCUCCUGUUCAUCCUGUCCUUCAUCUCAAUCGGCCUCUACACCGCCUUCUACGACCCCAAGAGCGGCGGAAUCACCCCCACCGCCGCCUUGCACCGCCUCCACUCCUCCAUCGCCCGCAACAACGCCGCCGCCGCCGACCACCGCCGUCGGGACCCUAAUAACAACUCCCCGACCAACCUCUCCCACCUUCUCUUCGCCCUCAGCGGCUCCAACGACACGUGGGACGACCGCAGCAAGUCCAAUUCCGUCUGGUGGUCCCCCAACCGAACCCGGGGCUUCGUCUGGCUGGAGGACGACCAGCGACCCGACUCCUCACCCGCCCCGAACUCCGCCCCGACCCGGGUCUCCUCGCCCGAAUGGACCCGGUUCGGGUUCUCCAGCUCCCGACCCGCCGUCCGGAUCGCGCGGACGAUCACCGACAGCUUCGGCCUCAAACUGCCAGGUGUCCGGUGGUUCGUGAUGGGCGACGACGACACCGUCUUCUUCCCGGAGAAUCUGGUCUCCCUGCUGGCCAACUACGACCACAACGAGAUGUGGUACAUCGGCGGGAACUCCGAGAGCGUGGAGCAGGCCUUGAUGCACUCCUACGAGAUGGCGUUCGGCGGCGGCGGGUUCGCCAUCAGCUACCCUCUCGCCGAGCUCCUGGUGGAGAAUCUGGACCGUUGCCUCGAGCGCUUCCACUAUUUCUACGGCUCUGAUCAGAGGAUCUGGGCCUGUAUCACCGAGUUAGGUGUGGGCCUCACCCCUCACCGUGGAUUUCACCAGAUGGACAUCAGAGGGAGUGCAUAUGGGCUACUGGCAGCGCACCCAAUGGCGCCAUUGAUCUCCCUGCACCAUCUCGGCGCAAUGGACCCACUCUUCCCCGGUCAGGACCACUUGGCCUCGGUGAGGACACUCUACCGGGCGUAUAAGGCAGACCCUGCUAGGAUACUGCAGCCAUCCUACGGCUACGACCACCACCUCAACUGGUCGGUCUCCAUCUCGUGGGGCUACACCGUCCAGCUCUACCCGAACCUGGUGGCUGUCCACGACCUGCAGGUACCGCUGCAGACGUUCAAGACGUGGAGGACUUUCAGCGAGGGUCCGUUCACGUUCAACACGAGGCCCACUGGGCCUGACCCGUGCUCCAUCCCAAUCGUGUUCAUGCUCGACAAGGUGCAGAGCAUCGGGACGUGGGGGACAUUGACGGUUUACAAGAGGAUGGAACCGGCGGUGAAAUGUAGGAGACCCAACUUCAUUCGGGCUAUGUCGGUGCACAGAGUGGUCAUCUCGUCCGUUGUAAUGGAGCCAGAUUACUGGUCUAAGGCGCCAAGAAGGCAAUGCAGUGAUCUUGUGAAUGGUGGUGGAAGAAUGAGGGGUGAGACUCUGCAGAUAAGGGUUAGAAGGUGUGGGGAUAGGGAAAUUGUUAGCACUGUAGAGUAGACUAGAGGCGGCAAGCUGAGUUCUUUCGUGGGCAAAUGGUUGUUCGGAAAGAACAGAUGAAGCGACGAAAGGAGAGUAGGGUGAAUAUAUAGUAGAAAAAUUAUUAAUAAGAGGUGCUCAAAUGUGUAGAAUUAUAGCAAACCAAUUGUGCUCCAGAUUCAUGGAAUGUGGAAACAGUAGCAGUAUAACUAUUCACCCAGUUUCCUCCCCUGAAAUUGUUACUGGACAGACAGGUGCUCAAUGACUGAUGGCUGAUAUUGGAAAGGUGGAAAGGCAAGCUUUUUCUUGCAUCUUUAAAACUGUUCUUUUUGCUGCAUCAUUAGUUUACUUCACGCCCACCAAAUAUGGUGUUGUGUUGCUUUACCUAAAGUGAUGGCACUAAGUCGAAAGUAUUCACCAACUAAGUGGAGCAUUUAGCAUUAGAAUUAGAACAAAUAGAUUUAAGACGCAGAUGUGUCGGUGCAAAG
Linum tenue is the source of this 2396-nucleotide messenger RNA. Lineage: Eukaryota; Viridiplantae; Streptophyta; Magnoliopsida; Malpighiales; Linaceae. The record is from the annotation of a GenBank genome assembly.